Nothobranchius furzeri (turquoise killifish) is the source of this 3281-nucleotide messenger RNA. RefSeq names its product tyrosine 3-monooxygenase/tryptophan 5-monooxygenase activation protein, beta polypeptide a (gene ywhaba). The record is from RefSeq and is a predicted model, not a curated record. Lineage: Eukaryota; Metazoa; Chordata; Actinopteri; Cyprinodontiformes; Nothobranchiidae. Gene Ontology annotation, cellular component: cytoplasm. Gene Ontology annotation, biological process: intracellular protein localization; signal transduction.
UUACCAUGGACACUCGCGGGGGGAGGGGUGGGGUUUAGAGGAAGCGGAAAAGUCAGAGCAGGCGGAAGUGGUACUGCCCUGAAUACCCUGAGCUGCGAGCGGAGGACGGCUUGAGAAACUCCCAUCGUUGAACGAAUAAAAUCAGGAUCCCUAAUUCGAUUUAAAUCCUAAAAGAUGGAUAAGAACGACCUGGUGCAGAAAGCCAAGCUGGCGGAGCAGGCCGAGCGCUACGACGACAUGGCGGCUGCCAUGAAGGCUGUGACGGAGCAGCACCCAGAACUUAGCAACGAGGAACGCAACCUGCUCUCUGUGGCCUAUAAGAACGUGGUGGGGGCUCGCCGUUCAUCCUGGCGUGUCACCUCCAGCAUCGAGCAGAAGACCGAGGGGAAUGAGAAGAAACAGCAGAUGGCCCGUGAUUACCGCGAGAAGAUCGAGGGCGAGCUCCGAGAAAUCUGCGACGAUGUGCUGCACCUGCUCGACAAUUACCUCAUUCCCAAAGCAUCUCCGGCAGAGAGCAAGGUGUUCUACCUCAAAAUGAAAGGAGACUACUUCAGAUACCUGUCAGAGGUGGCUUCUGGGAACACGAAGCAGGAGACGGUUCAGAGCUCUCAGAAUGCCUACCAGGAGGCCUUCGACAUCAGCAAGAAGGAAAUGCAGCCAACACACCCCAUCCGACUGGGACUGGCCCUCAACUUCUCCGUCUUCUAUUAUGAAAUCCUCAACUCGCCCGAGCAGGCCUGCUCACUGGCCAAGCAGGCUUUUGACGAGGCGAUCGCUGAGCUCGACACCUUAAACGAGGACUCGUACAAAGACAGCACGCUGAUCAUGCAGCUACUAAGGGACAACCUUACUCUGUGGACAUCAGAAAACCAGGGCGACGAGACUGAACCCGGCGACGGAGAGAACUAGAGCGCACUUCACUGUUAACCCAUCCCUACUCUCUUCCUCCUUUCCCUUCUAUCUCCUCUUACGUACACAUAAACGGCCCGUUGAUUCCAUCGUCCCUCUCUUUCGCGCCCGGCCUCCUGACUUCCCUUCUGUAUAACCAACAGCAUGAAUAGAACCCACCUUUCACAGACAAAUAUUCAUGAAAAAACGGGGGAUGGGUCCAGAAAAACCACUCCAUCACCCUAAACUCAAUCCUCCUUUUCUUCUUACCCACCCUCCCUCCAAUCAUGGCACUCCAAUGCAGGUCAGCAGACCACAACCCUCUGACCAGUUUAGUCUUAUAGCACGCAGGGAGGGUUUUUAUCCCAAAUUAUGGAAUAAAUUAACCUCAAAUCCACCUUCUCUCAUCUUUACUCUCCUUGUUUAAUCCUAUAAUUCUGUUUCCUCCCUUCUUCCUAACAUCUCAAUACAUUCUCUCACCCUCCUUCCCCCUACUUCUCUAGUGAGUGAAAGCAUUUAUAUAGUUGUCCAUUCCUUCUUAUUUUGGCUUUCCAUAGUGUACUGGCAAACUGGCUGGUUUUAUUCCACUUUAAACAAAACAAAGGUUAUUAAACUGUCUGUUUAUUUUCAACAAACGCUGUGAUGCUUAGUUUUUCCUCCACCAAGUCUCCAACAUGAUGAUGAUGAUGAUGAUGAUGAACGAUGUGGGAGGGGCGUAGUGUGAGCAGCAGUGUCGUCCUGCUGAGGUUUAUACAGAAGGGUCCUCCAGGGCUGUAUUGUGACCCUGACGACCUCUAAAACGGGUUUCCACCUGCUGCCGAGCCACGCUCGCAGCUUCUGUUAGCUCCAACAGGGACCCAAUCAUGAGACCAGUUGAAACAUUUCCUAUGUAGGAAAAGAAAUUGGGCAGAAAAUCGGCAAAGAUGCAACAUUCCAUCUUUACGUUUGAGAUAUUUAAUGCAACCAAACAGGACACGCCCCUUUCCCCUGAAACCCCGCCCUGUCAGGCGCCACCAACCAUCAGAACUACUGCCCCUGAAGUUAUUCCUUAACCACGCACUUGGUUUGGUUUGGUUUGUUUUUCAGGAUGUGUAUUUGAAUGACAAAUCAACUUGCUUUUUUCUUUUUUUUUUUUUUUUUUUUUUUUGUCAAACUGUAAAACAUUUUGAGCUCAACUGUAAAUUUUUUGUUUAGGAGAGCUGAUAUGGUUUGUGGAUGUUAACACCUGCUUGCAGAUAAAACUUCAAAGCUGUUAAAGUCGGCUGCUGUUUAAUGGAUUGGUGUUUUUGCUGGGUUUUUUCCCCUAGUUGCCUUCCGUGUUGGUUUUCGUUAUGUCCCUUGCUGCUUUUACCGACAAGUUAAGUCAAGUCUGUCAUUUCCACUCCUAGCUGAGUGGCGCAGGAAUGCAUUUGGAAGUGGAUCGCCCUGUGGAAUGACACUGCAGCUUCUUGCGGGAUGGGAUUGUUCUGUUUCAGCCAAUCGGGCAGUUGGUGAAAUUCUUAAUUUGGUUAUAAGAGAAAAGAGGGAAAAAACUGUAAAUUACAGGUUAAGAGCCAAAUCGUAGCUGAUCAGCCAGUCGAGGAAGAAAGAUCCGUUUUAAGACAAAUUCUGUUGAUUAAAUUAAACUUUUUCUAGCUCUCAUUUUUUAGAUAUUUACUUUUUGUUACAAUCAGAAAACUGCCACCUUGUGGUUUAUUUUUUAAACAUCAAGAUUUACCAAAAAAGGCUUUAAAUAAACUUCUCCUUGCCCCAAAUAUUAGCCGAUGUUGGUUAAAUAGAACACGUUCCCCUUCAGUGUCACAAUAACCUCGUCUAAGCACCAUGACAUUCCACUCUGUAGAGGUAGAAAAGCCAUGUCUCUUUUUUUUUCUCUUUACCUGGUUACAAAUAUUUUCAUGCACUGACAUUUUAAAAGGUAUAAAAGAAAAAAAUCUCCCUGUUGCUCUUUUACUCUAGCUGAACAAAAAGGCCGUUAUUCUGCGCUUUCUAAGGAGAACUGAUCCAUGCAGUAGUGAAUGUGGCACCGAGCCUGUCUGUAUAUCUGGUAUCUGAUAUAAUUUUGUUUUUACUGACCAGUAUUCUGCUUAAAAUAAAAAAAAAUCAAUCCAAAAAUAACAAAAAAAAGUCUGCUUUUGUGACGGUUUUAUUGCUUAGCGCGCACGUGGUUGUGAAACUUUAGAGUUAGCUUAAGGACACCAAUAAAAGUCAGAAAAUGGUUAAAUAAUUUAAAAAGUCGCUCUUUGAAUAUCCCUUCUUUACCCUGGUUAUUGACGUAAUGAUAGAUUUGUGUCUGUCUUUUAAAAAAAUCCAACUAGUUUCACCUGACGAUGUUAACAGGACAAAAUGUAAAAGACAAUUUAAAGUGAAAUAAAGGUUUUAUCAGUUCCAAAUCA